Xiphias gladius (swordfish) is the source of this 1676-nucleotide messenger RNA. Its product is annotated as potassium channel subfamily K member 9-like. The coding region runs from base 484 to 1413 and encodes 309 amino acids. The record is from RefSeq and is a predicted model, not a curated record. Gene Ontology annotation, cellular component: membrane. Lineage: Eukaryota; Metazoa; Chordata; Actinopteri; Istiophoriformes; Xiphiidae. Gene Ontology annotation, biological process: stabilization of membrane potential; potassium ion transmembrane transport. The transcript is spliced from 3 exons. Gene Ontology annotation, molecular function: potassium ion leak channel activity.
UUCCUGGCCAGUUAUUAAACACUCUAAACAUCCACGGUCCACCCGCAGGUGCUUUCACUUAGUUUCCUGAGUAGAACUUGUUUGAGGAAUGUGUGGGUGUGUGCACAGGCUCUUACUUGAUUGACAACUUAUUAGUUUCGUUGUAUCUGUAAAGGUAGAAUCACAUAACCAUGCACCAGAAGUGCAUGGUGGACGAAGCAAGUAAACAAGAAAAAAUUCCUAGGACGGGAAGUGUAACGUGACCGCACCUUUACGGCGGGAGAGGUUACACCUUUCAUCCAUUCUUAUUGGUCCCUGCAAUUUGGUGACCUCAAACAUUCCUGCCUAACUUCAACAUGAGCAGAGGUCUACUUAGCCAGAUAGGAAGCAGAGAAACAUUACAACAAGCAGACAGAUGUUUGACUUUCUUCACCAGCUGGUCUCUAUCUUUAGCCAGGUUAUGGCCACGUUGCUCCGCGAACUGAUGCUGGCAAGGCCUUCUGUAUGUUUUACGCAGUCUUGGGCAUUCCUCUGACACUGGUCAUGUUCCAGAGCCUGGGCGAGAGGAUCAACACUUUUGUCCGCUACCUCCUGCGAAGAGCCAAGAAGGGCCUGGGCUUAUGGAAGACGGAGGUGUCCAUGGGGAACAUGGUUCUGGUCGGUCUGCUGUCUUGCAUGAGCACUCUGUGUAUCGGAGCUGCGGCCUUCUCCCAUUUUGAGGACUGGACCUUCUUCAAUGCCUACUACUACUGCUUCAUCACGCUCACCACCAUCGGCUUUGGGGAUUUUGUAGCCCUGCAGAAGAAAGAUGCUCUCCACAAGCGCCCCCCCUAUGUGGCUUUCAGUCUUAUGUACAUUUUGGUUGGGCUGACAGUGAUUGGAGCUUUUCUUAAUCUGGUGGUCCUGAGGUUCCUCACUGUAAAUUCAGAUGAGCCGGAUGUGAGGCUUGAGGCAGGGGGAGAGGAGCAGCGACCACAGCGUGAAGAUACACAGGAGGACAGGGAGUUGUCAGAGGCUGAAGCAGAAACUGCCGAGGUGGGAUAUAAAGACAGAGAAGAUGGACACAGCAACUGGUGUAACCUCAGUCUUCCCAUGGAAGGGGCCAUCAGCUGUACGAACCUCCUCCCUUCUCCUGCAGAGGAUUGCAGACUUAUUAUAUCUGAACAGGGAGAGCACCCUAAGCUUCCUGAACCCAGCAGACUCAGAGCCUUGUUCUCCUGCGUCUGCUGUGGCCUAGAGAUUUACGACAGCGCCCCUCCAUCGCACCAUGACCGGGAGCAAGGCCACAGCAACCCUGUCUUUUACAACUCCAUCUCCUACAGGGUGGACCAGGCCUCAUGCAGCUUCUGCACCGUGUCGUCACAGGCCUCCCCCAGUAGCGUAGCACCCUGCCUGGGUAGGAACAAUCCUCACACCAGGAGGAAGUCAUUCUAACACUGUGAACUCUUGAGUUAAAGUCUAAGUGACCUUUGUUUUCGAUUUUUCGUAUUCGCCACAGAACAGAGAGAACCCUCUUAUUUUCUGCUUGGUGGAACAAAUUGCCCUAUAACACUCAUGAAUGUAGCAUUACUUGGUAUCAGAUAAAAUCUUGCAUAUCAUAAAAAUCAUGUACGGUUUAUAAUGUAUUUUUCUACAUUAAAGAUUACUGGUAAACUGAAAAUGUGUAACGAAACAAAUUAAAGUAUGUGAUAACUAUA